Molecule: messenger RNA, 1569 nt
Organism: Galendromus occidentalis (western predatory mite)
Lineage: Eukaryota; Metazoa; Arthropoda; Arachnida; Mesostigmata; Phytoseiidae
Exons: 10
Coding region: 1-1569 (522 amino acids)
Source: RefSeq, a predicted model, not a curated record
AUGGAUACAGAACGAGACUGCGAAGAUAUGCUAAAAGAUCUGAAUUAUCGUCAAAAAACUCAAGUUCUGGAAUGGGUUAGCGAGUUUCGUCUGAGUCUGAACGAAUUAGCUACAUGGCGAAAAGACCGAGAGGACUUUGUGAAGUCGGUGAAAUACCGGGUCCCCGUAGACUCCCCCGUUGAUCUCAUUUGUAGGGAUAUAUACGAGCUGAAACUAUUUGGUGCUCGAGUCGCUGACUUUUUCCACAAGAAUGGACAACCUCUAAUGUUGAAAAUGUGCGGUCGUGUGUUCACCCGAGAGGAAGCGAUGAGAUGGGCAGUGAUAAAACCGCACCUCCUGAAACCUUUCAAGUUCAGCGCUGGUGAACCUCAGAGGGUUUUGAAUGAGCUCGCCGCUGAUUCUCGCCCCUUUGGGAAGAGAACUCGUUCAUCGCCCGGGAAAGAGACUACAGGUCCGAAGAAACAUCGUGAGACGAUCAUCCGAGGCGAGAGCACCGAGUCUCCCAAAGCAGUGGAACAUGACGAACAAGACGUUGGAAACGAGGAUCGGAAGCCUACUGAGGAGGAACUCCUCCGAGCAGCGGCCAGCUUUGCCCCCGACAGUGCGAAGCGAGACCUCCCCGACCCCGCGUCCAGCGUCGUGCCGAAGGCCGACGAGCUCCCAUGUGGCACGAGUACUGUUACAGCGAAAGUGGACCGCGCGACGGAGGACGCUAUCUCGAGGACUGCUUAUGCGGUGAUGGUCGAGAAAUACCUCGCGCAUUUCAAGAUCGAGCCUAAACAUUUCUCGGAUUGGCUGCUGGAAACCGACAAAACCGUUAUGGUAUCGCACGCGGAGAUUUUUGCGAGGGCAGACGAUUUCAUUACCAGCAUCGCGAACACUCUAUGCGAACUCGCGCUGCAUCCAUCCCCAAAGGAUGAGUCCAUCGCUUCGUAUGCCCAACGCUUGAAAGUUCCUGAGGAUGCACUCCGCAUGUGGAAUUCGCCGGACAUUAGAGGCUUCUUCAGCCGAGAUAAGACAGCUCUGAAAUACGACUUGUUUGGAAGAGUUUUCCCGCCUCCUGAUCAUAAAGCAGAAACGUACCUCCCGAAAGCUGAGAGGAUGAUUCGUUACAGAACGCGAUCGGACUUUUCCAAUGUGACCUUAAGCGACAAUUUCCGCGAAGACAGAAUCGAAAACUGUACGAAGUUAGUUAGCGACGUGAUGAGGUUCUACUCGCUCGACUCGGAUAUCUUGGAUGAGCUCCCGAUUGAAUGCGACAGCCGUUCCCGUAAGGGCAGGAGAGCACCAGCUUUACAGCUGUUGCUACACGAGCUCGGGAUUCUAAUCUCGGAUCUGAACGAGAUCUCCAUGUUCAGCGAGCUCUUCUCUCGCGAAGACACGGCAUUCUGUUUCGAAGAGCGGUGGUUGGCCCCCCAAACCAACCUCUACUUCGUGACGAUGCAAGAUGCAGUGAAGGCUGUGAAUAGGAACCGUCAGAUGAAGACGAAGCUCCACAACCGUGAGGGACAAGAUGUUUUGCUCGAGAAGAUCCGGAAUGUCCUUACGGAGUACAAGAAAGGUCAUUGA